GUCUUGUUUGAAUGUCUAGCCACUACCGAUAUUUGUGUGGGUCUUUUUUCACAACCUCUGUUUGUGACUUUUUUAUUUCUUUACAUUGAUCUUGGUAACAGCGACAUAGAUAUUUUGUAUUACGUCGAAGAGGUUGUUUGUAUAUCCAACUAUGUUUUGUUUGGAGUGACUGUACUGAUAUCAACAGCCAUCAGUGUUGACAGACUUCUUGUUCUGUUAUUGAGGCUGAGAUACAGACAAGUUGUGACACUAAAGCGAACUCAAGCUGUUAUACUUUUAUGCUGGAUAAUUGCUGUUUUGUGCGGAUUGGUUCGUGUCUGGAGUCAAACGGUUUCGGAGAUUGUUGCUUUUGUGGCCGUUGUGGUAUCUCUGGUUACUUCCGUGUUUUGCUACGUAAAGAUCCACCUGAGAUUACAGCGGUACCAGGCUGAAGUAGAAGACAACCCUGGCGAAGGACGGUCAAACGCAGGAGAAGAUAUAGGAGUAGGAAAAGAUGAAGCAAGCCCAAUAACGGGGAUUAGAACAGCCACAGAAGAAGGAGCAGGAGUAAAAGGUACAGGAAGGGGAAGAGUACGUGCAUGGACAGCAAAACAAAGAUUAAACGGGAGAGUUCAACUAAACAUCAAACAAUAUCAGAAAACAGUUUCCAGCAUAUUUUGGGUGCAGUUGGCUUUAGUGGCUUGCGACACCCCUUUUAUAAUUGUGUCGAUAUUGAGACAUACAGUACUUAGUGGAUCAGCAGUUCAUGCUCUGUGGCUCUCUACGAAAACUUUAGUUUAUCUGAACUCAUCUCUGAAUCCUUUUCUUUACUGUUGGAAAAUCACAGAAGUGAGAAAGGCAGUAAAGGACACAGCCAGGGCGUUUUAUUGUUGUUCGUGA
Molecule: messenger RNA, 879 nt
Organism: Pocillopora meandrina
Lineage: Eukaryota; Metazoa; Cnidaria; Anthozoa; Scleractinia; Pocilloporidae
Source: the annotation of a GenBank genome assembly